UCUCAUUCUCUGCAAUUUUCAUUGCUCUGCUUUUAGUGUGUGUGUUCUUGCUAUACUCUGUUUUGGAGGAAGAGAGUGUUUGAGUUCCCAAAAACAGAGUGUCUCUGUUUUCAGAAGAAUGUACGCGGAGACGGGGCUGUUCUUCCCUUUUCUUCAAAAUUUUUCUCCGGAAAAUCAUCAGCUUGAUGAGUACUGUAAAUCCCAGAAGCCCAAUGCUUCAUUGGGCAACCUGAUUCAGACCUCUACCAUAUCAGAAUAUGAUCUGGGGGGAGAAGGGGAUCUUUUCAAGGCUCCAGAACCAAUCAUUGAAGAACCUAUUAUUGGUUUUGAUCCCAUGACAGCGGCCAUUUCAAUGAUUUCCUGUGGAGAGGAUGUCGUCCACUCACAAGGACUCAAGGUUGCAGAUAUUGAAUCAAUUCAAAGUGAUCAGCUUCUGAAUGAUGUGUUCUAUGGGUGCAGCAAUGAUCUCAUGGCAAAAGCAGCUAUAGAAACACCGCUCUCUGAGGUUCUGGAUAUCAAGAUUCCUAUUGAUAAUACCAGUGAGAACCAAAUUCAAGAGAACAAUUCGCUUCCUGAUUUGCCAUUUCAGAAAAGCAUCAGCUCAAGUUGUUUAACCUCAAUGGAGUGGGUGCAAGGUGCCGCUGUGAAGCCUAGUUUUCUGGAUUUCCCUGGAAUGGAUUUUGGAGAAGUUUUUGGGAUGCGAAGAGCAUUUAGCGAAGGAGACAUAAAGACCCUUGGUAAUGGUAACGUGAGCCUCAUCCACUCUCCUAUUGAGCAGCCCAUAACUAUUGGCAGCUGCACUGCCGAGGACCGGAGGGAAAAGCUUUCGAGGUACCGGAACAAGAAGACAAAGAGGAACUUUGGCAGAAAAAUCAAGUAUGCUUGCAGGAAAGCUCUUGCAGACAGUCAACCAAGGAUCCGAGGAAGGUUUGCUAAGACUGAAGACUCUUCUGACAUUUUCAAGAGGCAGUAGCUACUAACUAAUUAAGUCAAGAGGAAAUGUAGUAAACAAAAAUCAUGCAAGAUCCCAAGUGGUAUAAACCUCGCCCGACAAGAUGAUGUUAGACUGUGUAAACAGGUAAUGCUGAAUAGAGUCUGAAAUGGCCUAGUAGAGUUGUAUAUAGGUUUGUUGAAUAAGGAACAGCGAGCAAGCGAGCAAGCAUUGUUGAUAAGUCAGUUUAUGAAAUGGCCGUGUCGUCGGUCUCCAAUUGGUGCUUCCAUGAGUUAAUGAUAUGAUCAGCUAAUGUUCAGUGGUUCAUAGCUUGUUGAGUUAUUGUGAUUCUAUAAGAUGGGUUAUUUGGUUCAUUUUUCUGGA
Tripterygium wilfordii is the source of this 1315-nucleotide messenger RNA. RefSeq lists its product as uncharacterized. Gene Ontology annotation, molecular function: protein binding. Gene Ontology annotation, cellular component: nucleus. Bases 119 to 973 code for a protein of 284 amino acids. The record is from RefSeq and is a predicted model, not a curated record. Gene Ontology annotation, biological process: regulation of flower development. Lineage: Eukaryota; Viridiplantae; Streptophyta; Magnoliopsida; Celastrales; Celastraceae. The transcript is spliced from 4 exons.